Molecule: messenger RNA, 612 nt
Organism: Ruditapes philippinarum (Manila clam)
Lineage: Eukaryota; Metazoa; Mollusca; Bivalvia; Venerida; Veneridae
Exons: 1
Coding region: 1-612 (203 amino acids)
Source: RefSeq, a predicted model, not a curated record
AUGCCGGGUAAGUUAAGAGUUGUCUUUGACUGUGCUGCUAAGUAUCAAGGCACAUCGUUGAAUGACAAUCUGUUACAAGGUCCCGACCUAACUAACAGUAUUUCUUAUGCGAUUCCGGCAGGCCCCAGUAGCAUUGGUUGCGGACAUAGAAGCCAUGUUCCACAGGUAAGAGUAUGUGAGCAUAAUAGGGAUUUUUUAAGAUUUCUUUGGUGGCCUCAGAGUAACUUGAACGAGGACCCAAAGGAGAAUCGUAUGGACGUCCACUUGUUUGUUGCAACUUCGCCACCAAGUUGUGCGGCUUUCAGUUUAAAGCGCACGGCAAAUAAAAAUACUGAUAAAUUCAGUCAAGAAGCGGUAAGUACGGACGAACGUAAUUUAUACGUUGAUGACCUUCUUAAGUCAGUAUUAGACUUAAGUUCGGGAAUUAGACUUGCCGCAGAAAUGAAAGAACUUCUUUAUUACGGAGGGUUCAGACUGACAAAGUGGCUCUCUAAUUGUGAACAUGUCAUGAAUCCGGUCACAGAAGCGGAUCGAGGUCAGUCAAAUGAAAAAAUAGACAUUGACAACGAGUCGUCAUGUGAGCGAACACUUGGGUUACGGUGGAAUGUUUAG